AUGCUUAACGGCGGAUUACAGCGCCGUAAAGUAGACUUGGAUUUCUACUUGCAGCGUGUCUUCCGUAAGGAAUCAUUUCGUCCUCUUCAACGCGACGUUAUAACAGCUGCGGUUGAGGGUCAUGAUGUUUUUUUGCAGGCAUCGACAUCCUUUGGAAAGAGCUUGUGCUUCCAGCUGCCUGCUGUCCUCAGUCAUGGCGUUACUGUUGUGGUUUGUCCUCUGCUCGCUUUGAUGACAGAUCAAGUGAAUGCACUUCAGGAUCUGGGAGUAGCAGUAUCCACCAUCAACUCGACGACUCCUCUAGCUGAGAGACGGCUUAUUAUAGACGAUCUCCUUUCUGGGCAUCCGAGAACACGUCUCUUGUAUGUGACGCCGGAAUUAUGUCAGACAGUGGCGUUCAGGCGGACUCUUCAGACUAUGCAUUCACAGGGAGAGUUGAUCCGCAUAGCAAUUGAUGAAGCACAUUGUAUUAGCGAAUGGGGCCACGACUUUCGUCCCGCAUACAAACAGCUUUCUUGGUUCAGGCGUCAUCUGAACCAGCCACCAGUCCCAAUAAGUGCUUUCACGGCCACAGCGACCCCACGUGUGCGCGCAGAUAUCAUCAACAUCCUUGGAUUAGAGCCUGCUCGGCUGAAGUUGUUCAACACUCCCUCUGCUAGGCCGAACAUCCACUAUGAGAUCAGAUACCUCGAAAAUUUUGCAGAAGAUCCGCUUGAAAUCGAAAACUUCCAACUGAACGACCUCCACUCGUGGUUGAAAUCCAUCCAAACGCGACGAGAAGCUAGGCUAGAUGCUAAGGACGCAGCACUCCCCCCGAUUUUCGGCAUUGUCUACGUGCCUUACCGCAUAAUUGCUGAACAGCUAGCCACUGCUCUUACGAAAGUGUCUGAUGGAAGCAUUCGUGCAGUAGCUUAUCACGCCGGCCUUUCUCCGGAAGACAGGAAUCGUGUGCAGACUGAGUGGACCGCAUCAAGGCCUUUGGCUGCAGAUGAAGGCCCACAUCCUUCAUUCUAUAUCAUCGUUGCGACUAACGCGUUCGGUAUGGGCAUUGAUAAUCCCCACGUUCGUUUUGUGGUCCACUGGACUCCUCCUCGCAGCUUCGAGGGUCUCGUUCAAGAAUCUGGCCGUGCAGGCCGAGACGGCCGUGCCGCGGCCUCUCUCAUCUACUAUAACACCCAGGAACGAGACCGGGUGCUCGACCGCCUGUACAAGGACGUCCAGAACGCCAAGAUUCGAGCUGGUAUUAAAGGCGACAAGGGCAAUGAAAACCAAGACUCGUCUACAAAAGCCGUACAUAACUUGCAGAGCCACAGUGCCCGACUGCAGAGCUUCAAACAGGUUGUCCGAUACUGCGAAACAGUGACACAAUGCAGACAUGAACUCAUCAAGGACUUCUUUGGGGACCAGGAGCUCGAGAUGAUGGGGUCCCAAGUCGCAGGCCGCAAUGUCAAGGGAGUGACCUCGUCCCCCUGUGACUUUGCAUGUGAUUUUUGCAAGUAUGGCACGGUUGAGCUGGCAAAACGAAAAGCGAGCAUGCCCCCCCAAAGCGACCCUUCAGCGUUUAUGGACUGCAGCCUUGUUCAGAAUACCCAAAGAAUGUUUAGUGAUCUCCACUAG
Molecule: messenger RNA, 1617 nt
Organism: Aspergillus fumigatus Af293
Lineage: Eukaryota; Fungi; Ascomycota; Eurotiomycetes; Eurotiales; Aspergillaceae
Product: putative RecQ family helicase RecQ
Biological process (GO): double-strand break repair via homologous recombination
Cellular component (GO): chromosome; cytoplasm
Molecular function (GO): 3'-5' DNA helicase activity; nucleic acid binding; ATP binding
Source: RefSeq, a predicted model, not a curated record